Molecule: messenger RNA, 4226 nt
Organism: Lucilia sericata (common green bottle fly)
Lineage: Eukaryota; Metazoa; Arthropoda; Insecta; Diptera; Calliphoridae
Gene: NaPi-III
Product: sodium-dependent phosphate transporter 2
Exons: 8
Coding region: 1276-3444 (722 amino acids)
Biological process (GO): phosphate ion transmembrane transport
Cellular component (GO): membrane
Molecular function (GO): phosphate transmembrane transporter activity
Source: RefSeq, a predicted model, not a curated record
UGUUUCAACUGUGUAAAAAUCAUUCUCGUUUGAGUAACAACACGUCUAAAACCGCAUAAACGUGCUCUACUAAAUAUAUAAAACAAAACUAUAAAAUACAAAAAUAAAUUUGGAUAAAACACAGAGUCGCGUCAGAACAAAAAAAACUGUAUUCCUAUAACUUGCUAAAAUAUAGAAUACAUCUUUUUUCGGUUUUUAAUAAAAAAAAAGAAAAAUUACUCAGAAAAAAAAAACUUUAAAACUAAAAAGUGUUUUAAAAGUGCAAACAAAAAUAAGAAAAACUAACAGGUUUUGUUAAAACAAACAUGAUACUUCUCUUUAUGACCUCAUAUAAACAGUUAUGCUUUUCUAAACGCCAGAUAAACAACAUCUUAACAACGUUUUACUCAACAUAACAAAGAAAUUUGUUAAUUUAAAAAGCCAAAAACAAAAAAUUUACAAAAAAACAAAAUCCAACAAAAUUUUUAUUAUUAAUUAAUCGCAUCUUUACCGCUAAAUUAUUUUUAAACCACAAUUAUUAUUAUAAAAUAUUAGGUUUUUUUUUCAUAUUUGAGUUUAAACGCAUUUUCUUCGUCUUAGAGAAACUCAUAAGAAUUAAACUAGUUACUUGUUAUAUUUAUUUUUUUAAUUUUAAAUUAAGAAUAAUUUUUUUCGAACUCGAAAAAAAUUCCCUAAGAAGAGGCUUUUUUUUCUUACUUUCUCAAUAAGAACUUCUAAACAUUAGUAUUAUUUAUUUUUAGAAAGAGCUUUAAUUUAUUACUAAAAUUUACUUUUCAUCUUAAAACUUCGUAGAAAAAAAUGAAAAUUGCAAAAAUGAAAUUUAAGCGCAAAUAUGGCUGUUUAAAUAUUUGAAAGUAAAUUUGUUUGUUUAUAUACCUCUCCCCCUAAAUUAAAUAUAAAAACAAAAUCAAACAAAUUUCAAAUAUUUUAAAAAAAUAUUUUUUUUUAUUUAAUAGUAUUUUUAACAGAAAAAUAUUAAGUAAAAAUAUAUAUAAGUUUGUCACCAAUCAAGCACCCUUAACCCUGUCCACAGUUUUUUCAAUAGAAAACUUCAAAAAAACAUUAUUCAAUUUAGAAACAAUAAUCAUUUUUUAUAUAAAAAAGUUUUCUUUAAACGUUAAAGCCAAGCUUUAGCUUUUUGUCUAAUCACAAUAGUUUUUUUUUUGCUUUAAAAAGUUUAAUUUUUCAAACCAGUAAAGUAAAGCCCUUUUAAUUUUUUUGGCUGUUAGUCGUAGUAAUUUUGUCAGUUUGUGUGUCUGUUAGUUAUUCCUCAAGAUGGAACCCUAUUCCGCGGAAUUAUUAUGGAUUGUUGUGUUAGGUUUUAUUAUCGCCUUCGUUUUGGCUUUUGGCAUCGGUGCCAAUGAUGUGGCAAACUCAUUUGGCACUAGCGUAGGCUCUGGCGUUUUAACUAUACGUCAGGCUUGUGUUUUGGCUACGGUUUGUGAAAUUUCUGGAGCUGUUCUAAUAGGCUACAAAGUAUCCGAUACUAUGCGUAAAGGCAUUUUAGAGGUCGGUCUCUAUGAAGGCUUUGAAGAUGAACUCAUGUUGGGCUGUUUGGCAGCCUUAGCCAGUAGUGCUAUCUGGCUUUUGGUAGCCACAUUCCUAAAACUACCCAUUUCUGGUACGCACAGUAUAGUGGGCUCAACUAUUGGCUUCUCUUUAGUGGCCAGAGGCACCCAAGGUUUGAAAUGGUCUACCAUGGGUACCAUAGUUGGUUCAUGGUUUAUAUCACCUGUGCUCAGUGGUCUAGUUAGUAUUUUACUAUUCUUGGCCAUUAGAAAGUUUAUAUUGCGUGCCAAUGAUCCUUUGAAAGCCGGUUUUCGUUCGUUGCCCAUUUUCUAUGGUGUUACGUUUUUCAUAAAUGUCAUCAGUGUUAUGUUGGAUGGUCCCAAGUUGCUUUAUAUGGAUAAUAUACCCACCUGGUUGGCUGUGACUGUUAGUAUUGCUUUGGGUUUAUUGGUGGCCAUUUUGACACAACUGCUAGUGGUGCCCAUGCAGAAACGUAAAAUUGCCAAACAAUUAAGAGCUAAAAAUCCAGUUAAAUUUCAUUUUGAACCUUCAGUGGAAUCUUCACCGUCCGGUAGUCCUAAGAAAAAUCGUCGCCCUCUGUCUUUGGUGAGCGAUGGCAAACAACUGCCUGCAAUUGCCGAAAUAACCGAGCUGGUCUCGUUGACAGACAAUUCGCCCAAAACUUUUAAAUUAGCACCCUUUACACUAAAUGGCAAACAGCAGAAUGGUACCACUCCCGAUGGCUAUAAAAUCAAUCCGGAAAUCAUUAAAAAAGCAGAAGAUCUUCUGGGCAAAGCUAGUCUCGAUAACACAGAUCUAACCAUUACUAGUUUAAAUUUCAUAGAUGAACAUCAAAAUGGCAAUGGUUUAAAUGGUUACACAAAUGGUUUGCAUAGAACCUCCAAGGAUCUAGAGGAUUGUUUCAAAACUCAACAACAGCUGGAAACCGAUAAGCAUCUAACACAAUCAAAUGAGCUUCCCAAUAAUGUCGUCUCGGCUGCCACAGCCAACGCCCCCACAGCUGUUAAUAAUAACAUCAGCACUACCAAAGAUACAAAUAAUACUGCCUGUUCCUCGUUGACACAAGAUGAAUGUGGUAACAAUACAACUAGUUUACUCCCGGCCACAGAGAAGAAUCUUAAGGUCAUUGAAAGUGGCUCUAGUUUGGAAAUGAUGAUUUCUUCCACGCUAUCGCCCAAUUCCAGUAAAGUUCCUUUGAUCGAGAGUAAAGAGGCCAUAAAUGAUUUUAAGCUCUCAUCCGAGCCCCAGGGAGAUGAAGAAACCGAAGAGGUUUCUAUGCUAUUUUCAUUUUUACAAAUAUUAACCGCCACCUUUGGUAGUUUUGCCCAUGGUGGUAAUGAUGUUAGCAAUGCCAUUGGUCCCUUAAUUGCUUUGUAUAUGAUUUAUCGUGAAGGUUCUGUGAUGCAAAAGGCCGAAAGUCCCAUAUAUAUUUUAAUAUAUGGUGGCAUUGGCAUUUCUAUAGGUUUAUGGCUCUGGGGUCGUAGAGUUAUUGAAACGAUUGGCAAUGAUUUAACCAAAAUUACCUCAUCAACUGGUUUUACUAUUGAAAUUGGUGCUGCAUAUAACCGUACUGCUGGCCAGCAAAAUUGGUUACCCAUUUCCACAACCCAUUGUAAAGUGGGCUCCGUAGUAUUUGUCGGCCAUAUAGCCUCUAAAGGAGCGAAAAAGCGGGAGGAAGAUAAUGAAAACCUUGACUGUGCUGCCACCGCUAACAAUGUUAAACAGACCAAAGAAUUCGAAACAUUAGAAGAAGGCGCACAGGACACGGCUGCACCGCCCAGAGCUAAUGGCAGUGUUGAUUGGCAUCUGUUUCGUAAUAUAGCGUAUGCCUGGAUAGUAACGGUACCGGUAACGGCCAUUUUAAGUGCCGCCAUUAUGUUUGUAUUAUGUUUAUGUGUAGGAAUUAAAGUUUAAAAGAAAACGAAAACGAUAUUGGAAAGUUUUACUUAAAUGUACUUAAAAAGAAAAACAAUGAUAAAUUAAUAAUUAAAGAAUAUAUAGAGAACUUAUUUAUGUGUUUAGCGAGAAGGAAAAGAAAGCAGAGUUAAGAUUAUAAAGUAAAAAUUAAAAUGAAAAGUAAUGGAUUAUGUUUAAAAUUUAGUUUGUUUUUUAUACUCAUUUAUUAAGAUAUUUUAUUUGUUUAGGAAAUACUCUGCUUUUUAAAAAAUUUUGUUCCUUUUUUUUGUGAAAUUAAGAAAAAAAAAAAAAACAGUAAAAAAAUAUUCCAAAUUAUUUUGUCUAACAAAGUAAAAUUUAACAACAAUACAACAAACAAAACUCAAUUUAUUAAAUAGUGCACUUUUAUGUUUAAAUUAAAACUAAACAUAAUUUCUAAAUAAUUUUAAGUUUCUUAAAGAAAAGAAUUUAUUGUUUUUUAAAAACUCUAUUUAAACAAGAAACUUUAGUAAAUUUUUCGUUUAUAAUUAAAAAGGUAUUUGAAAUAUUUUUCUUAAAAUAUUUUCAAAAACAGCCUUAACAAAGACUUGCUUUUGUUCACCAAAAACAAAUUUACUAAAGUUUUUUUCUACAAACUUCAAAUUGUUUUCAAAACAACACCUUGAAAAAAAAAAAAAAAAAAACACAACAAAAUUCCUCUUAAAUUAAACUUUAGUUUAACACAAACGCCUCAUAUUUAACCAAAUACAACAACAACAAAAACCACAACAAACUUAAAUAAACAUUAAGCAAAAAAAAAA